Choloepus didactylus (southern two-toed sloth) is the source of this 1359-nucleotide messenger RNA. RefSeq lists its product as uncharacterized. The record is from RefSeq and is a predicted model, not a curated record. Lineage: Eukaryota; Metazoa; Chordata; Mammalia; Pilosa; Megalonychidae.
AUGUCCAAGAUCCUCUGUUUGAGGGUAAUUUUAAGGAUCUGGAAUGCUCUUAAUGACUUAACUGGGUAUUGUCACAACAAGUUUAAAGCAAAUGCUGGUCAAGCCUCUGUGUUAAUGUCUCGCACAGUGCACCUGCUUCCUUGGUUCCCUUGGAAAUACUAUUGUGAAGGUGACUGGCUUAGUGGCCUUCACCUUGUGGUGUCAUUAUGUGCUUUUGAUGACACGCUUACCUUUGUUCAGCAAGCUCAGUGUGCACUGUUCACAGCAAACCAGAACAAAACAAAAGUUGGGUUCAGCUUAUUAACAUUAACCAAGUUGGUGUCACUGGUGGGACCUACCAGAAUCCUUUACUGUGGCCUCAUCUCUGAGAACAUGGACAUUUUGCCCAAUUUUCAGGCGAUCACUGUUGUCACUGUCAUUCUUGCUACUGCCAGGCUUCAAGCCGACAUGGACAACCUGUGCUUCUUGGAACCCAAAGGAAACCCUGAGGCAAACCCUCUCUUAGAUGAACGGAACCUCUCCUGGACCAUCAUCAUUUUAUUGACAAGACAAAUCUUGAACCAGAAAAACUUUUGGCUUUUUCUCAUAAUGAAUUUCCUUCCAGUCUUCCGUUUAACUUUCUUCAACAAUGUCAUGAUGAUCUUUGCAGAUAAUAUCAUUCCCAGAGAUUGCCUUAUGCUUAUCAGCCAGUCCUGGCUCAAGAAGUUUGGGUACUAUAAAUUAAUCUUAAUUUCUUUUUAUCUAGAAGGAACAGCUUCCAUUGUCAUGCUACUUCUUGAACAGAAAUACUAUUACUUUUUUGCUCUUUAUCCCUCUAUUAAUAUGGUGAUUGUGCUGGCUUCUUUUUGCUUGUUUAAUUUGCCACUGGCUGAUGUUGUUGAUGCAAAUUUACUUACAUUCAAUCGGCAGUCACCCCUUUCAUCAAUGGAUUUUGGCAUCAAUGUUUCAUUUACCAAAACUGCUCAGUCUUUAGCUCCCAUGGUGAUACUCUCUAGGCUAAAAUGGUAUGGAUACGGAUACCCAAACAAAAGGUUGUUUGGCUCCCUCCUGGCCCGUGGCCUGUCUGUGUGUGAGACCUCACUACAGGCCCAGUUGGCUGAGGAGUCCCAGGCAGAACCCUGGCCCUGCUGGCAGGAGACCUGGAUUCUUGUCCCAGGUCUGCCGCUUCUUGACCAUGUGACCUGGGUCGGGUCACUUAAUAUCCCUGAGGGCUAUGGCCGAGAGUUGGACUGCUACUUCUGCUUCUCAGAGCUGCGGUUCAUUCUGGAAGAGGCUCAGCUUUGUUUGCCCUCCACGCCACCGCCGCACUGCCAGAUGCCGCACUCACCUUUUAUCAACAUCACUCUGGCUGCGUGUUGA